Molecule: messenger RNA, 486 nt
Organism: Chanos chanos (milkfish)
Lineage: Eukaryota; Metazoa; Chordata; Actinopteri; Gonorynchiformes; Chanidae
Product: troponin C, slow skeletal and cardiac muscles-like
Exons: 6
Coding region: 1-486 (161 amino acids)
Cellular component (GO): myosin II complex
Molecular function (GO): calcium ion binding
Source: RefSeq, a predicted model, not a curated record
AUGGAUGACAUAUACAAAGCCGCAGUGGAACAGCUCACUGAUGAACAGAAAAAUGAAUUCAGGGCUGCAUUCGAUAUCUUUGUUCAGGAUGCAGAAGAUGGCUGUAUCAGCACUAAAGAAUUAGGGAAAGUGAUGAGAAUGUUAGGCCAAAACCCCACACCUGAAGAACUGCAAGAAAUGAUCGACGAAGUGGACGAAGAUGGCAGCGGCACGGUGGACUUUGAUGAGUUCUUAGUUAUGAUGGUAAGGUGUAUGAAAGAUGAUAGCAAAGCCAAAAGUGAGGAGGAACUCGCCGACCUUUUCAGAAUGUUUGACAAGAACAGAGAUGGUUACAUUGAUAGAGAUGAGCUGAGAACUAUACUGGAUUCUACUGGUGAAGACAUAACUGAAGAUGACAUUGAAGAACUAAUGAAAGAUGGGGACAGGAACAUGGAUGGAAAGAUUGACUAUGAUGAGUUCUUGGAGUUCAUGAAAGGGGUGGAGUAG